CGCUCUCUCUUUCAACUUCUUUCCUCUGCUCGGCCCCUCCCAUCCUCGAGCUCUCCUCCACGUUGGCCUCACGUUCGCGGUUCGCGUAUCACAAGCCGACAACACCAUAUGCGUUUACAUGCUAUUGCUCACUGUUUCAUUUCCAAAGUCAAAAGCCUAACACCCUUUCCUUCGCCAAAGUUCGGCCACCACUCUUCAGUUUUCACGGCUUCGAAAUGAUGUACUGCAAUUUUGAUAAAGUUUAUAUGUCUUUCAUGUGAGACGCAGUACUAAAACAUAAUAAAUACAGUGGCGUUAUGAUAAUAACUCUAUUCUAGACAUUCUCAUCAAAUCCGAGGUACUAUUCAACGGGAGAGCAAGGGAUGAUCGCAGCAUCGCGAACCCCGCCACAUAUAUUUCUAUGAUUUUAUUGACGUGAUCAAGGAAUCGGAAGAAGGGUGUUUUGGUGCUGCCAUGUCGGGUAUUUUCACGAGACCCUCAUGGGCAGUGAUGUUUCUAUUGUUGGCUCUGGUAACGUUUGUCUCGCUCCAGCAUCCCGAGAUGACGGUUUUUUUAAUGCGGUUACGUUCGAGUUCGUCGGAAGCCGAAACCGGCGCGUCAAUGGAUUCUCAGAGCUGCUCCAGGUUUUUUCAGGGUGUCACCGGAAGAAGGUUUGUUAUGUCGAUCAAGGAUUUUGGCGGCGUUGGUGAUGGGAAGAUUUCGAAUACCGAAUCGUUUAGGAAGGCAAUCCGAUACAUGCAGCGUUUCGGAGGUAUGGGGGGGUCCCAGCUGAAUAUUCCCAGAGGAAGAUGGCUCACUGGAAGUUUUAAUCUCACCAGUAAUUUCACGCUUUUUCUUGAAGAAGGAGCUGUUGUUUUGGGUUCUCAGGAUCCAAAAGAGUGGCCUGUAAUUGAGCCUUUGCCAUCCUACGGAAGAGGGAGAGAGAGGUUUGGAGGAAGACAUAUUAGCCUUAUACAUGGAAAUGGCCUUCAAAAUGUUGUCAUCACAGGACAAAAUGGGACAGUUGAUGGUCAGGGAAACAUUUGGUGGGAACUUUGGUGGAACAAAACACUGGAGCACACAAGAGGUCACCUCCUUGAGCUAAUGAACUCGGAAAAUGUUCUGGUCUCAAACCUCACCUUUCGAAAUUCUCCCUUCUGGACCAUCCAUCCCAUUUACUGCAGAAAUGUUGUUAUCCAAGGGAUGACAAUCUUGGCUCCUUUCAAUGCCCCGAAUACUGAUGGCAUAGACCCAGACUCAAGUACCAACGUGUGCAUUGAAGAUAACUACAUAGAAAGUGGAGAUGAUCUUGUAGCCAUCAAAAGUGGAUGGGAUCAAUACGGAAUCACCAUGGCCCGUCCAAGUACCUAUAUUGUAGUGAGGAGAGUUUCAGGCACGACGCCAACUUGUUCUGGUGUAGGAAUAGGCAGUGAGAUGUCUGGUGGAAUUUCAAAUAUAACAAUUCAGGAUUUGCAUGUUUGGAAUUCUGCAGCUGGUGUGCGUAUAAAAUCUGAUUAUGGUAGAGGAGGUUAUAUAGCAAAUGUCACCAUUAGUGACAUUAGAAUGGAGAGAGUCAAGAUACCCAUCAAGUUUAGCAGGGGUUCAAAUGACCAUCCGGAUGAUGGGUGGGAUCCUAAAGCAGUUCCCAAGUUUAAGGGCAUUUUAAUCAGUAACGUGACAAGUGUAGUUUCAGCAAAAGCUGCACUUUUGGAAGGUAUAAAGGAUGCUUCAUAUGAAGAUUUGUGCUUCAAAAAUAUUUCACUGAUUGGUGUGCGCUCAUCUGCAGCAUGGCAUUGCGAGUAUAUUUCAGGCUUUGCCAGCGAGGUGUUUCCUGUGCCGUGUCCUGAGUUGCAUAACAAUGGCACUUCAUCCUGGUGUUUACCUUCAUGAUUUCCCGUGAAAUGAUAAUAAAUGUUUCCAACAUGCACCGGAAAAUCAGAGGGCCUCCGUUGUUACACCUUGAGAAGUUGACUCCUGCUUAAGCCAGAUUAUUUGAGGUUUCGAACCACUAAAAAAUGUGACUGAAUUGACCUUAAGCCCGAAUGAAAACUGAUCUCCUAGCCCUGGUUGGCGCGGAUGAAUUGCUGGUGGGUUUAUGAUUGCAACACGCAAAGUUUCAUUGGAUUGGUAUCAUGCUCUCUUACUCCUCACGGUAGCUAAAGAUGUAUGCAAGUGCGCCUUAAUGUGCUGAGGUGUAUAGGAUGAUCCAACUUGUCAUUAUAUACUGAAUUACUGAUGUAUAAGGAUUUUUGCAUAUUUGGGAGAGAGGGAGGAGUUGAAUAUACAGGGACACUAUACAAUGUAGAAAAAAUAAAUUUGAUUAACAGGAAAGCUCAUUCUUUUUAGCUCAA
Molecule: messenger RNA, 2330 nt
Organism: Prosopis cineraria
Lineage: Eukaryota; Viridiplantae; Streptophyta; Magnoliopsida; Fabales; Fabaceae
Product: probable polygalacturonase
Exons: 5
Coding region: 454-1869 (471 amino acids)
Biological process (GO): carbohydrate metabolic process
Molecular function (GO): polygalacturonase activity
Source: RefSeq, a predicted model, not a curated record